Messenger RNA from Anarrhichthys ocellatus (wolf-eel), 3281 nucleotides. RefSeq names its product LUC7-like 3 pre-mRNA splicing factor (gene luc7l3). Lineage: Eukaryota; Metazoa; Chordata; Actinopteri; Perciformes; Anarhichadidae. The transcript has 10 exons. Gene Ontology annotation, cellular component: U1 snRNP. Bases 163 to 1608 code for a protein of 481 amino acids. The record is from RefSeq and is a predicted model, not a curated record. Gene Ontology annotation, molecular function: mRNA binding. Gene Ontology annotation, biological process: mRNA splice site recognition.
ACCAGAAGAAGAAGAAGAAGAACGGAGAUGACGUUGAGCGGCUCUUUAUGGGUAGAACCAUAAACGGGCGGCGUUGUUACAGCAUCUGCCAUUUUGAUUAGAAAUAACUACUUCAGUAGAUAUCGUAGUACUUUAAAUUAAGACUACACUCUUGUAGGCAAAAUGCUUUCAGCAGCCCAGCUACUCGAUGAGUUAAUGGGCCGAGAUAGAAAUUUGGCCCCUGACGAGAAGCGAUGCAACGUGCGAUGGGACGACGAGACCAAAGUAUGUCGGUACUACCUGUGUGGCUUCUGCCCAGCGGAGCUAUUCACAAACACCCGCUCUGACUUAGGCCCUUGUGAGAAAAUCCACGAUGAGAAUCUUAGAAUAACCUAUGAGAAAAGCUCUCGCUUCAUGAAGGAGGGCUAUGAGCGCGACUUCCUGCGCUAUCUGCAGUCGCUCCUGGCAGAGGUGGAGCGGAGGAUUCGCAGAGGGCACGCCCGGCUUGCACUUUCCCAGGCCCAGCAGAACGCAGGGGGUCCUGGUCCAUCAGGAAAGAAUGAGGAGAAGGGCCAGGUUCUAACGGAGAAGAUCGAAGACCUAGUGAUGCAGAUUGAGGAGCUGGGGUCGGAGGGCAGAGUGGAGGAGGCCCAGGGAAUGAUGAAGCUGGUGGAGCAGCUGAAGGAGGAGAGGGAGCUGCUCAGCUCCACCCCCUCGACCAUCGAGAGCUUUGCAGCCCAGGAGAAACAGAUGGAGGUGUGUGAGGUGUGUGGGGCGUUUCUCAUUGUGGGUGACGCACAGUCCCGAGUGGAUGACCAUCUGAUGGGCAAGCAACACAUGGGCUAUGCCAAGAUCAAAUCCACCGUGGAGGAGCUCAAGGAGAAACUACGUCGUCGCUCAGAGGAACCCCAAGAUGAAAGCCCAGCGCUCAAGAAGGACCGAGAAGACCGCGAGCGUGAGAGGGAGGAACGGGAGAAAAAGCGCAAAGAGGAGGAAGAGAAGGAGAAGGAGCGCGAGAAGGAGCGUGAAAAGGAGAAGGAGCGAGAGAAGGAGCGUGAACGGGAGAGAGACAGAGAGCGGGACCGAGAUAGAGACCGGGAGAGGGACCGGAGGACUCGCCGAAGCGCCUCGAACAGCCGCCACUCCAGUCGAGCAUCCGACCGGAAAAGGAGCCGAUCCCGAGAUCGCCGGCGGUCCAGAAGCAGAGACAAAGACAGGGAACGGGAGCGCAAACGCAGCAGGAGCCGAGACAGAGACCGGGAGAGGAGGCGCAGCCGCGAGCGCGUUGACAGAAAGCGUCGCUCCCGCAGUCGUGACCGGAAGAGGUCGCGUAGCUCUGAGCGCAAACCUCACCGCCAUCGCAGCCGCAGCAAGGACAAGGACAAGGACAAGGACCGGGAGGAGAAGAGAGACCGGGACAGAGAGCGGUCAUCGAAAGACAAAGACCGUAAGGUGACGGAGGAGAGGAGCAGCUCUAAGAAAGAGAAGCACUCUAGCGGUGAUGCAGCUGCCAUCAAGGCUUCGUCAGAAGCGGAACCGAUGGAGACGGAGGCGGCCGCCUCUGCCUCCCCUCGGCUUAACGGCCAACAAGAGCUCCUCCAUUCUGAAGGUGACACUCAGUCCAAUUAAAACUGAUCUGAUAGGACCUCAGAUCAGGCUCAGGUAAGUGAGUCCUCCUCCUCGCUCCCCCCUGGCUCUCAACCCAACCCCUCCACCCUCCCAAGCCCCCAUCUCCCCUCCCUCCCCCCUCCCCUCCCUGUUUACGUUCAGUUCAAUGCCUAUGAUUUUGUCUUAUGUACUAUGUGCAUAUAUAUCUUUAUCCUGUUUUUGAAUAGUGCAUCAUAAGUAUGCACUGAAGAUGAAGGACUAGGCCCGAUGAGUGAGAAGAAGGUAGAAAGCAAUCACACAAACCCAAGAGGGAAAGGCCAGAGUAGCCCUGAGCAAACAGGCCGGAGGUACCCCUCGUUUUGUAUCGCUGUCUCAUACUUCUAGAUGUUUGUCUUUGUGGACAAAAUGGCAGAAAACAUAUUAACCCGUCCAAUCAAAGUCCUGCCUGUAUUGACCUGUUUGUUUCUUUUUCUUUUGUUUAUUUUUAAGUAGGAAAAUGAAGUAAUUUUGAUUUACUGAGAGAUUGCACUCACUAUAGGAAGAAACUUCAGCCACUGUGUGUUUACAUGUUGUGUGUAUGUAUAUAUACACACACAUGUAUGUAUAUGUAUAUACACACAUGUAUAUGUGUAUAAACAUGGAGAUGUCCCCCGCUCACAUGUAAACACACAGACAUACUUUCAGCUCUAGUCAAAGGUGUAUGUGGAAGAACAAGCCAUUUUUUGCCGUAACCAUAACUCGCAUAUAAUGGGUUUGUUGUCCAGCUUCCUGUGCCUGAUGAUGCCAUGCAGUGUGUGUUUGGGGGGGUGUCAUAGCAACGGGGGCCUUACGUAACUAACUAACUGGAGGGUAGGGUUUAUCAAAUGAAUUGCAGCUGACUUCCAUACCUCACACAGCGUUGGUGUUGUGAGCGAGACCACAUGAGAAAAGGGCAAAUUAAAAAUCAUGGAUACUCUGACUGUCAAACUGUGCAGGUACUCACCCCAGGUACUCCUUUCUCUACCCACAUCCAUUUCUGAAUGCUGUUGCCUGUCAGAAAAAAAACAAAAAACAAUUCUGUACUUCUCCACAACAUGAACUUGGAAGCUUGAAUGUGUAUAUCUUUUUAUUAUUGUGGUUCUUUUGUAACUUUCAGAUAUGUUUGGGGGGGAAAAGGUCAUUUUCUAGAAAUGUCAGUGACGCACAGACGGCCUGCUUGAUGUACUUAUGCAAAAUGCUAAAGUUGUCACUUAAGUGUAGAUUUCCCCAUACAAAGUGGUCAGGACUUAAGCUUUGUUAGGAUGUUUUUAACGUCAUUGAAUCUGCUUAAAAAUAUGUCCCGUGCACUUUAGCAUUGGCGUAAAGAAUCUCAAACAGGUUUGUCUCUGUUUUUAAAACAUUAGGGUCUAAGGUGGUGAUAGAUGGAUUUAUCAGAUACUACAGAUAAAUAAACUGACAAAUAAUUACAAUAUGUUCUGGCCAAAUUACAUUUGUGCAUUAUUAUUAUUAUUAUAUGUUUAUGAUCUACUCUUUCCUCUGUGGCUAAAUUGAGGGCUAUAUUUCCCCAGUAGUUCUUAUGUAGAUGCUAUUGUUGCUCCAGUAGCAGCAGUUGUUGCUCGUUGCUACAAGUACUUGUUGUGGGACCUUUGCUGACAUUGCAUUUUGUGAACAUUUUUGCUCAACAGGGGAAGCUGGGCGAUCUGGCGGAGGAAGAA